UAUAUGGGCUCCGCGCUCCCGAGUGUGUGAGAUUCUCCUGAAAAAGAGUCCCAACCAGGCAAACCUCCUGCUGAAUUAACUUGACAAUAUUAGAUCAAGAUGGCGUUUAUUAAAGAGGAGAGUGACGAUGUGAAGAUCGAAGAAACAUUCAGAGUUAAACAUGAAGAUCCUGAGGAACAAACAGACCUGACUCUGCCGAAAGAGGAGAGCGAAGAAUUGAAUGACACCGAAGAUAAAUAUCUAAAUGAGGAACAUAAUUAUAGCAUUGUGGUAGACAAAUCUUUGAGUUGCACAAAGAUUAAGAAAAUGUCCUCACAUAAAAGAGUUCAACCGAAAGAAACUAGAACUCCUGUCACUUGCAAACACUGCGGAAAGAGUUUCAUUCGAAACGGAAGCCUUAAGAUCCACAUGAGAGUUCACACUGGAGAGUGUCCAUACACCUGUCAACAGUGCGGAAAGAGUUUUACUCAACAAGGAAGCCUAAAAGUCCACAUGCGAAUUCACUCCGGUGAGAGAUCUUUCAUCUGUCAACAGUGCGGAAAGAGUUUCAGUCAGAAAGGUAGCCUUAAAAUACACAUGAGGAUACACACUGGAGAGAGCCCGUUCACUUGCCAAGACUGUGGGAAAAGCUUCUCCCGUAAAGCAUGCCUCGAAAGCCACAUGAGAAUUCACACCGGAGAGAAGCCGUUCACCUGCCCUCAAUGUGGGAAGAGUUUUACACGUAAAGCCUCCCUUGACGGCCACAUGAAAGUUCACACAGGAGAGAGUCCGUUCGUCUGUAAAGUCUGUGACAAGAGCUUCUCGCAAAAAGGAAAUUUUAAAGCUCACAUGAGAAUUCAUACCGGAGAGAGACCGUUCAUCUGUGGGCACUGCGGAAAGAAAUUCAGAGGUAAAGUAAAUCUCAACUACCACGUGAAGAUUCACUCAAGGGAGGACUGUUUCGUAUGUCAUCCGUGCGGAAGAAGUUUCUCAAACAGCGUACGCUUCAAAAGACACUUAGCACUUCAUGCCACAGGCGAGCUUUUCACAUGUGUUCAGUGCGACAAGGAAUUCCUGUCUGACGAACGGCUGAAACGCCAUUUGGAAACUCAUUCUGGAAAGAAAGCGCAGCGGUCUGAAUGUGGAAAACGUUCUGGGAGAAGGAGAAAAUUAAAAAAUUACCGCUCACGAUGAAAGCUAUUCAAUUGUGGUCAAUGAGAAUGAAGUGUAUUUCGAUGCUGCACUCAAAAGAUACACCGGAAAGGUCAAGCAGAUGUAUGGAAAAGCCUGUUUUGUGCAAGGAGAUAACUCCGCAAUUAUGCAUAAAUGUAUGGCUAUGGAUACUGUGGAUAGCAUCAAAUAUUCAACGGCCUUUCAUUUCAUUUAAUGGGAGAAUGCAUAGGCCAGCAUGUGCUAUCAUUCUGUACAAGGAAUCUGUUGAAGCUCAUCUGGUGACAGCUGCAAUCCACUUCCGGAUGCAGAAUAUCAGUCUAUGACACAGGUGUCAAACUCAGUUCCUGGAGGGCCACAGCUUGCACAGUUUAGUUCCAACCCUAAUUAAACACACCCGAUCAAGCUAAUUGAGUCCUUCUGGCUUGUUUGAUACAUACAGAUAGAUAUGUUGAGGCAGGGCUGGAACUAAACUCUGCAGGGCUGCCAGACCCCUCAUCUAUGAUAUAAUUGUUUACUGACUUGUUAAUUGGUCGAAUUGGUCAAAUUGUUUGUAAAGAAUGUAGACCCUAGAGCAGGGGUCACCAAUCUCGCUCCUGGAGGGCCGGUGUCCCUGCAGGAUUUACCUCCAACUUGCUUCAAGACACCUGCCUGGAUGUUUCAAGUAUACCAAGUAAGACCUUGAUUAGCUUUUUCAGGUGUGUUUGAUUAGGGUUGGAACUAAAAUCUGAAGGACACCGGCCCUCCAGGAACAAGUUUGGUGACCCCUGCCCUAGAGUAUACAUCCAUACAGCCAAACACUUGGGUCAUGAUUUACUCAACAGGGCAAAUCAGUAAAUGAUUGUGACCCCCCAAAAAAGCAUUAACUGGAGUGAUAAAAACAAAUCUACUGAUGAAGUGCAUAUGAACAACAACACAUUUCUAUAAUCAACAUUGCAAUACACAGAGCACAGCACGAGUUACCUAACACCGUGUCCUAACAACACACUAUUCAACAGGAUUCCGUCGACAAGCAUUUGUCUCGACCAAACUCGACAUGACAGGAACAUUUAAAUACAGCCACUGCACUCCCAAAUGAAACGGUAAAGGCUUUUAAUCUAACCAAUACAUAUUAAACCUCUUUAACAUCAUUUAUAGGCUACUGAGUGACUGAUGCUGUUGGUUUACGAGUCACAGUUCUGCUAGUUAUUUCAUUUUCAAGAUCUGAGGUCGAACUAUCUGCUGCUGCUUUCAGUAGUAUUGCAAUAAAUGUCAUGUAAAAUGGUGUUCAAACUCACAUUUUUAGCAUUUAACACUGAUUAAAGCCCAUAAUCAGUACCUGAGGUGAUCAUUGUCAUAGUAGUUUAUGAUGUUGUUCAGCCAUGAUGUCGCGGAAAUAGAAAGCAUUUCUUAAAUAGAAAUUUUGCAC
Messenger RNA from Danio aesculapii, 2557 nucleotides. Its product is annotated as gastrula zinc finger protein XlCGF8.2DB. Gene Ontology annotation, biological process: regulation of transcription by RNA polymerase II. NCBI's taxonomy places the organism in Eukaryota, Metazoa, Chordata, Actinopteri, Cypriniformes, Danionidae. Bases 100 to 1173 code for a protein of 357 amino acids. Gene Ontology annotation, molecular function: RNA polymerase II cis-regulatory region sequence-specific DNA binding; DNA-binding transcription factor activity, RNA polymerase II-specific. The transcript is spliced from 3 exons. The record is from RefSeq and is a predicted model, not a curated record.